GUAUUCAUGGUUUGUGAUUAGCUUUUGUUUGGUGAUCAUGAUGUGUCUUAUUUCUGCAAUGUCCAUGUGAGGUGCAGGCAGUUAUUCAGUUAUUCCAUUGUGGUUCUGUAAGUACAUUGUAUGUGGAUGAGAGUAAAGUUGCCUGGCUACAAGACAACCUAAAAUUAGCAGAAUUAGAGUACAGAUGGGUGGCCAAACAAGGAAUAACGGAAUGUGCGGUAAUCUGAAAGUCACCAUAGCUUCUUUUUUCCUCAUACUUAGGUUACCAUUUGAUCUUAGGUGCAUAGGAUGACAGUAAUGGUGAUGUCAAGUUUUCUAAUUAAUAUACAGAGUUCGUGCACAGUAUAAAUGAGCUGCUGAUGAUGCAUUUUGCAUGGGUGUCAAUGAUGAGGUUGGCAGCAGCGUAUCAGAGCAUUCAAUGACUUUACUGUUUUAUACUAUUUACUGAUGUUAGCAGAAUCUGAAUAAUUCACAUGUAGGUAGACGUUCUCUUGAACAGCACUGUAAAGAGGUUGGUAUGCAGAAAUCAUGUACUUUAUCAUUGUUACUCUCUCAUAUUUCAACAUUGAUGGAUUAAUUUACCUAUGGCUGAUUUGCUUUUUGACGGUUGUGUUUGUAAAUGAGUGCUGUAUCUCAAAGAUGGACAUACACUUUGACUUUUUUUAAUAAACUGUCUUUGCCUGUUGUUUUUCGCCUGUAUUCGUUUCGCAGAGUUUAUAACCAUGGAGGCCAACUACACUAGUCGGAAUGCACCUACAGUGAGACCGGUUGAUGGUUUGCCAAGCCGAAGAAGAAAACUGCAUCCUAAUUCUGGAAGGAAGAGUGCUAAAAAGCAAACAAAUAUGAGGGAGACAGGUCUGAGAGAACUACAGCAAGCUACCAUCAUGGCACAUGAAGGACAACAGUAUAGUGAGAGUUUACAGGACAAAAUUCAAGCCCUAUCCACAGAUGAAAUGCGUCAUCUGUGCAAUGUUAUAGCAAAAAGGAAUCCAGCACUAGUACAGGAGAUACUUGAGGAGCAAGAGAGGGGGAACAUUGGAAUUACCGAACAACGUCAGUCAGAACAACCUCCAACUUGGUGUGUGUGCCAAGGCUGCAGGGAUAUGCCAACUGCACAAGAAAGAGUCUGUUGUGCCAAUUCACCAACAAACUGUUUAUCUCUUGUUCCGGAAAUGAGUGAAGUUGUGCUACAUCCGGGUGUCUUACGCGUUGCUGAUACAUACAGGAGGGCUAUCUUUGGAAUACCAUUGGAGACGGAUGAUAAUCGCCGUUCUCGGCAUUCGGCCUAUCGACAGUUCACUGUCUGGCGUUAUGGACGGCUUGGGAGUAGAGUGCGUCGAGUCAUUCCGAGUUGCUGUGUUUGGCGCAUUCGUGACAGAUAUCCCAACCCUUUAGGCCAGUACACAGGUUUUCUAGCUCAACGCAGGACAGUGACUGACUAGUAUUAAAAAGUUAACAUUUAUACAUUUGUGUUAGAAUAGAUAAAAUUUUUAAGCUAGUAUGCUAUGUUUUGACUGUAUUUUUACAAUAAAAAAAUGGAUUAAAAAACA
Molecule: messenger RNA, 1550 nt
Organism: Protopterus annectens (West African lungfish)
Lineage: Eukaryota; Metazoa; Chordata; Ceratodontiformes; Protopteridae
Exons: 3
Coding region: 723-1442 (239 amino acids)
Biological process (GO): monoatomic ion transport
Cellular component (GO): membrane
Molecular function (GO): purinergic nucleotide receptor activity; ATP binding; monoatomic ion channel activity
Source: RefSeq, a predicted model, not a curated record